Molecule: messenger RNA, 869 nt
Organism: Eremomyces bilateralis CBS 781.70
Lineage: Eukaryota; Fungi; Ascomycota; Dothideomycetes; Eremomycetales; Eremomycetaceae
Exons: 1
Coding region: 445-768 (107 amino acids)
Source: RefSeq, a predicted model, not a curated record
UGUCUGUUGCCGAAAAUGUCCGUUGUAUUUGUUUUUGGUCAAUUGAGGAGUCGUCGUGAGGGCUUGUGGAAAAGUGUUCCGGGGGGCAUCCCUGGGCGGUGUGACAGAAGAUUUCCUGUAGUGACUCUGCACAGAUUCGAACUCAGUUCCUCUGAGUCUUUCUGUGCACCUAUCACUCCAGUUACCAUUCCACCAUCGUCCCAGGGACAUUAUUAUUAUAUACACUUGAGGAUUCUCGGAACAAUUCCGGCUCAUUAUUCUCUUCUCUCGUUGCCAUCAAUUUCAUAAACAGUACGUCGGGCAUUCAUCUCUUGAGGUACGACCUCACCUAGGUUCGUGCUGGCAGGGUACUUUUGCGGGUUUAAGCCCAUUAACUCCGGGUACGUCCCCUGCAACUGUCGAACUGAAGGUCGCUCCAGCAUCUUCUUUUGCCUGCGUCUCCAGAUGAAAAAUCCAAUCGAGGCAAUGAUGCCAAUAACUCCCGCCGAAGCAAUCGCAAUCCCCGCGAUCUCGCCUACAGAGAGACCUGCUGAACGAUUGGUCUCGAUCGGUGGCGAUGUUGGCUGCUUUUCGCUGUUUGCACUUCUUGUUGGUGCCGUACUCGACGGUGGAAGAUCGGAUGAUGAUGUGGCCGAUGUAGAUGGGCUAGAUGACGUGGAUGACGUGGAUGAUGUGGGUCUAGUAGACACAGUAGGCGACGUAAAGGUCGAGGAUGAGCUCGAAAGGAGGACAGAUCUUGGGAGCUCGCAACGCACGAUUGAGGACUGAUUCCAUGUUUCCGGGCACUGUGUUCCACUCGGGCAGCAUGCUCGAGCCGUCCCUGGAGCAAGCUGUGUACACGGUACAGAAUUAGGCUGUUGGCAUGCCGA